CCCCGUUGCGCUCCAUCAAAUAUAUCCAUGUAUACAAGACGUAAUAUGUGGCAGAAAGGUCAGACAUCCGAGGAUGUGAGGAUGGACCGGAGACCUCCGCGGAUCCGCUGCCCUACUCCCUAUCCCGGCACCCAUUCAUUCCCUCCCUGAGCUGAGCGAUUACUGGAGAUCGUGACAGAUCUACGUCUACUGUGACGCACUUUUCCGCCUCCGGUGGUUCUUGGGGUUCGACUCACAUCCUAUAAUAUUGUUACGUCCCUCAGCCAUCACUAUCUCCCCUUUCCACCGAAAGUCAUCUCGCGAGUUCCCUAAUUUAGCGCCCAACACAGAUACAGACUCAGGUCACCUGGCGAUGGGAAGAAAAACGCUAACGAGACUUACUCUCCAACCCACAGCCACCGCUCUCGAGUCUCGAGUCAGAUCCCCCCCAAAAACUUCUUUUUGCCGCCGCUCCAAGUUUAGAAAGCCCAAGCGUGUGCCCUUCUGGGGUGGUCUAUUCCAGUUUGUUGAUUUCAUCGGGGCUCGGAUGUCAAAGAUGGUGGCAAUAACCCCGCUGUUUCUCGGCAUGACCAUCCGUGUAGCGUAAUUACGUUGUCGUUUGUACGCGUUGAACCUUCUUUCAAUCAACGCUACCACCACUACCGCCCAGCUUCAAAAAACUCACAGGCCGCUGCUGGCCACACCUAUGUCACGACCGAGAAGAAAAAAAACGCGAAUGCCUUUGAAAGCACGCGAUCUAAGAUUCCAGGCGUUCGAUAACCAAAUGUCUCAAGGGGGUCGAGAACCAGUUUGUCUGGUUACGCGGCUCCCCCGGGACGGCGAACGGCUGCGACAUUCUCUUAGCAUCGCGUCCAACCCUUGCUGGCUUGUAACAUCACACAAGU
Molecule: messenger RNA, 884 nt
Organism: Cantharellus anzutake
Lineage: Eukaryota; Fungi; Basidiomycota; Agaricomycetes; Cantharellales; Hydnaceae
Exons: 2
Coding region: 353-586 (77 amino acids)
Source: RefSeq, a predicted model, not a curated record